AUGGCUCGACUGCUUGACCCGCCCCCGAUGACGAGGCAGGGUUCUAAUAUUGGCAGGAGGACCGUAUGGGAGACAGAAAGCGGAGAUGGUCCGUUUUCAAGAUCAUGGAUCACGCUUCAAUUCAUCGAACGACCUCGCAGGCUGGGGCUUGUCCAUCCACCAGCAGACCUGGCUCCUAGAGCGAAUUUUAGGAGCAAUGACAUUGAAGAUGAGAGUUCCUUAAACGAGCUUAUCCAAGACUUGACACAGAAUGACCGCCCGGGACCCCCUCCUGCGCCUCCUUCAGCUAUCGAAGCCUUACCAACGAUUGUGGUAACUGAAAAGCAUCUGAGCACUGACCUGCUCUGCCCGGUAUGCAAGGAAGAGUUUGAGAUCGGUGGCGAGGCAAGGGAGAUGCCGUGUAAACACUUUUAUCAUUCGGAUUGCAUCAUCCCGUGGCUGCACAUCCACAACACAUGUCCAGUCUGCCGCUACGAGCUUAGUGAAUCUUCCGGUGAAGAAUUUCCCGAUGACGGCGACGACCAGUCUGAUGUUGAACAAGAGCCCUCCGUGUUUCAGAACAGAGGGCAGGCACUUCGGACGGGGGUAGAUCCUGGUGGCAAUCCUGGUUCAUUCUAUAACUUCGUUGCGUAA
This is a messenger RNA of Eucalyptus grandis, 633 nucleotides long. RefSeq names its product E3 ubiquitin-protein ligase RZF1-like. NCBI's taxonomy places the organism in Eukaryota, Viridiplantae, Streptophyta, Magnoliopsida, Myrtales, Myrtaceae. Gene Ontology annotation, molecular function: ubiquitin protein ligase activity. Gene Ontology annotation, cellular component: cytoplasm. The transcript has 3 exons. The coding region runs from base 1 to 633 and encodes 210 amino acids. Gene Ontology annotation, biological process: protein ubiquitination. The record is from RefSeq and is a predicted model, not a curated record.